Messenger RNA from Meleagris gallopavo (turkey), 2897 nucleotides. Lineage: Eukaryota; Metazoa; Chordata; Aves; Galliformes; Phasianidae. The record is from RefSeq and is a predicted model, not a curated record.
AUGGGUACCACUAUGAUAUUGAUGUGCUUCCUUUUGCUUGGUGCAGCAGUUCUGGAGGCCAGAUCAGGAAGACAUAUUCCAUAUAAAUUCCAUAAACGAGGGAGAAGAGCAACUUGUACAGGUCAUUCCCAGCUAACUCAUCCAACUGUGUUUGUGCUCAACUCCCUCUCUCCCAAAGGAACCGGCCUCCACCUGGUCAAUGGACGGCACAGAUGUGAGGGCCGCGUAGAGCUCUAUUAUGAAGGCCGGCUGGGGACGGUUUGUGAUGAUCUCUGGGACCUGGCUGAUGCCCAGGUUGUGUGCAGGCAGCUGGGAUGUGGCCAGGCCAUUGCAGCUCCGGGCAGUGCUUACUUUGGCCAAGGCUCAGGCAGCAUCCUGCUGGACGACGUGCGGUGCCAGGGAAAUGAGCUGGCCUUGCAGCACUGCAGUCACAUUGGAUGGGGGAGUCACAACUGCCGCCACCAUGAGGAUGCUGGUGUUGUCUGUUCAGGUCCACCGAACACGACGGACUGGCCCCAUUCAGUGGGACUGAGUGCCACCAUACCAGCCACCUCCACACUGGGGACAAGUGCCCCAGUUCCAGAGACGAGCUCCCCACUGGAGAACAACACAGCAGGAACCGGCCUCCACCUGGUCAAUGGACGGCACAGAUGUGAGGGCCGCGUAGAGCUCUAUUAUGAAGGCCGGCUGGGGACGGUUUGUGAUGAUCUCUGGGACCUGGCUGAUGCCCAGGUUGUGUGCAGGCAGCUGGGAUGUGGCCAGGCCAUUGCAGCUCCGGGCAGUGCUUACUUUGGCCAAGGCUCAGGCAGCAUCCUGCUGGACGACGUGCGGUGCCAGGGAAAUGAGCUGGCCUUGCAGCACUGCAGUCACAUUGGAUGGGGGAGUCACAACUGCCGCCACUAUGAAGAUGCUGGUGUUGUCUGUUCAGGAUUGACCUCCACCACAGAGACAAGUUCCCCUGUUCCAGAAAUAUUGCUGAGAGACACGAGCUUUCCGGUGGAAUACAGCACUGCAGGCUCCCGUGUGCGGCUGGCCAAUGGUCAACAUGUCUGCGAGGGCCGCGUGGAGGUGCAGGACGGGCAGCGCUGGGGCACAGUGUGUGACGAUUUGUGGAGUCUGAGGGACGCGCAGGUGGUGUGCCGUCAGCUGGGCUGUGGGCCGGCCAUCGCCGCCCCGGGCAGCGCUCGCUUUGGUGCCGGCACAGGCCGCAUCCUGCUGGACAACGUGCAGUGUCGUGGGGACGAGACCUCCUUGCUGAGCUGCCGGCACGGCGGCUGGGCCGUGCACAACUGUGGGCACGAGGAGGAUGCCAGUGUCAUCUGUGCAGCUGCUGUGAGCUCCCCAGCACCAGAUGCGGCAAAUUAUUUUUGUGGUGGCUUAAUUUCAAAUUCCUCUGGGAUGCUGCAGAGCCCAAACCACCCUGGAAGUUAUCCAAACAACGCUGACUGUGUGUGGGAAAUACAAGUACAGAAUAAUUUCCGUGUUAUGCUCACAUUUAGAGAUAUUGCGAUGCAGAGCAGCAGGUGCCAGUAUGACUACAUUGAAGUCUAUGAUGGGCCCCCACACUCUUCUCCACUUCUUGAGAGAAUUUGUACUGGGUCCUUUCGCACGUACACGUCAUCUUCAAACCUGAUGAGCGUUCACUUUCACAGCGAUUCAAGAUACACAUCUAGAGGGUUUCAGGCCCACUACUCCUCCAUUCCAGCAGAUCACAACAUCGCCCUUACGUGCUUGCCAGACUACAUGCACGCAGUGGUUAGCAGGGACUAUCUCCAGUCCCAGGGCUACAGUGCAGAGGGGGUCACCCUGAAUGACACUGGCUGUGAACCGACGCUCACAUCACGUGAGGUUGUGUUCAACAUUCCCUAUGACAGCUGUGGGACGACACGAGAGGAAAGCAAUGAUACGAUCAACUAUUCCAACACGAUCAAAGUUAUCUCUUCCGGGCACAUAAUAAAGAGGAAAAAGGAUCUUCUGUUACAUAUCAGUUGCAAAAUGCUACAAAACACAUGGAUGCAAGUGAUGUAUGUUGCUGACGAUACUGUAGAUAUGAAUGAAAAUCAGUUUGGAAGAUAUGCUGUAAACAUUACGUUUUAUGAUUCCUCAUCAUUCUUGCGGCCAGUGCGAGACUCUCCAUACUACAUUGACUUGAACCAGAAUUUGUACCUUCAAGCUUACCUUCACAGCUCUGACCCAAAUCUGAUGAUGUUUGUGGACACAUGUGUGGCAUCACCUGAUCCUCACGAUUUUAACACUCUGGCCUAUGAUAUAAUUAAGGAUGGAUGUAUCAGAGAUUCUUCCUAUGCCUCAUACUACUCCCCCUACAGCCACUUUGCUCGCUUCAAGUUUAAUGCCUUUGAGUUCAUCAACCGCCACACGUCGGUCUACCUGCGGUGCGAGCUGGCGGUGUGCCGGCUGGGCGACUACUCCUCCCGCUGCUACCAGGGCUGCCUGAGCCGCUCCAAGAGAGAGGCAAGUCCUGCCCAGGAGAAAGUAGAUGUCGUUGUCGGACCGCUGAAGCUUCGAGGAGAUGCUCAGAGCAGGAAUACUGGACUGGAUGUUUCCGUGCCUCCUCCCAACACGGUUCCCACUGCGGGUAACGUGCUCGGGCCUCUCACUGCUGCUGUUGCCAUCCUGGCCAUCGUUGUCUUCGUUCUUGCCGGUUUUAUUCUGAGGCCUGCAAUGAAGAAACCACUUUUACAGAGGAUAAUGUGAAACAAAGGCCAAUUAUGAGACAAUCUCAUACUGUGAGCCACCAAAAUUCUUCACUGACAGCAAUCACAUAUGUGCCAUUUGUAACAAGCCGAGAUGGAGUGAACCUUAGCCUGUUGCAAGCUCUAAAAUAACUUUGUAAUCCUAACUCCUCUUAAAUGAUUUAAGAAUAAUUUCAAAAAUCA